AACACUGUGCCCUGAAGAAUUCGGGUGGAGAGGAGGAGCGGUGAAGACGAGAAGGUGAACCCCGGAGGGACGAUGUUCUACUAUCCCAAUGUGCUUCAGCGCCACACGGGCUGCUUCUCCACUAUCUGGUUGGCAGCCACGCGUGGCAGCCGGUUGGUAAAGCGUGAAUACCUGAAGGUGAAUGUGGUGAAGACCUGCGAGGAAAUCCUCCGUUAUGUGCUGGUACAAGUGCAACCCUCGCAGCCCGGCCUGCCGCGCCCCCGCUUCUCCCUCUAUCUCUCAGCCCAGCUCCAGAUUGGGGUGAUCCGGGUCUACUCACAGCAAUGCCAGUACCUCGUAGAGGACAUCCAGCACAUCCUGGAGCGCCUGCACCGUGCCCAGCUGCAGAUCAGAAUAGAUAUGAUGGAGACGGAACUACCCAGCCUGCUGCUUCCUAACUGCCUGGCCAUGAUGCAAACCCUGGAAGAUGCUCCGGACCCCUUUUUUGGGAUGAUGUCUGUGGAUCCCAGACUUCCCAGCCCCUUCGAUAUACCUCAGAUUCGACACCUUUUGGAGGCUGUGACCCCAGAGAGAGUACCUGAGGAGACCCCUCCUGAAGUCCCUAUAGAGCCUGGGAAGCCAGACAGGACGCUGGUCACUGUGCUGUCUCCGGAAGCCAUCACCCUCCAGGAAGCAGAGCCCAUACGCAUGCUACAGAUCGAUGGUGAACGAGACCUCCCAGAGGUUAGCCGUCGAGACUUGGACCUGCUCAUUGCUGAGGAAGAUGAAGCUAUCUUGUUGGAGGAACAAGUGUCCAAGGAGGAACCUCGAGCCCCAGAAGUGGAAACUACAGUUCCCCCACUCUCACCUCUAGCUCUUCCACAGGUGGAAGAGGCAGCAGAGCCACUUCCAGGCCAGGUCCUGGCCCCAGAGGAGGUGAAGCCAGCAGUCUGGGAGCCUGAGGCCCUGCUUGCUGAGGUGACGCCCCCGCCACCGCAGGAGCUGCCUCUCCCAGCCCCACUCAGCCCAGAGAGGAGGCCCCCAGCCUCCCCACCUCCUCGCCGCCGCCGCAGUCGCCGCCGCCAGUUAUUGUUCUGGGACAAGGAGACUCAGAUCUCCAGGGAGAAUUUCCAGAAACAACUGCAAACCAGAGCUCACUGCUGGGAGUGUCCAAUGGUGCAGCCCCCUGAGAGGACCAUCAGAAGCCCCACAGAGCUGUUUCAGACUCCAACUUACUGUAAGAGUGAUGGGAGUUGGCAUGUGGGAUCCUCGUUCUUGGUGUUCCUCAUGUCUCAAACCCUGUCCCUGCUGCCACCUUGUCCCUACCCAGCUGGCUGGCUACCCCCAGAACUGCUGGCUUUCUGGACCCGCUGUGCCCAGCCACCCCCAAAAGCACUCAGACGAACGCUGCCCCUGGAGCCUGAAGAGGCUGCUGAGAGGGAGGCAGCAGCUGAGGAGGAAAGGAGAAAAACAGAAACCCUGAGUGAUAUCGAGGUCCUGAGGGAGGCCCAGGAGCCCAGUGGGCCCCUUAUGCUGUCUUCAGAGCUCUCCAUAGAAGCAGCUGAGGAGGAGAAGUCUCACGUCAGCCUCAUCCCCCCGGAAGAGCGGUGGGCCUGGGCUGAGGCGGAGCAGCCAGAGCCCCCUGUAUUGCCUGUGGUGCCCGAACUCCCUGAGGUGCCCAUGGAGAUGCCUUUGGAGCUACCUCCAGAGGCAGAGCUGCUCUCACGUGAGGAUGUGUACAGGGCAGUGGCACUGGAGCUGCAGGCCAACAGGAAGCCAGAUUUCAGCAGCCUGGUGUCACCUCUUAGCCCUCGCAGGAUGGCUGCCCGGGUCUUCUACCUGCUCCUGGUGCUCGCAGCCCAGCAGAUCUUUCGCAUGGAACAAGAGAAGCCAUACGGGCGCCUCCUGAUCCAGCCAGGGCCUCGAUUCCACUGUGGUUAGAGCCAAUUGAGAAGCUGCCAAGAAACCAGCUACGUUAAACCCUGUCUUGCCUUACUUACUAGACCCUGCCUAUCUCCUUUCUGGAAGUCACCUCUAUUCUUCAUGCUCUCAGAGCAGAGCUACUGUUUAAGCAGAAAAUGAACUGCCUUUAUUAUA
This is a messenger RNA of Eptesicus fuscus (big brown bat), 2076 nucleotides long. It is a transcript of the gene REC8, whose product is annotated as REC8 meiotic recombination protein. The transcript is spliced from 18 exons. Gene Ontology annotation, molecular function: chromatin binding; protein binding. The record is from RefSeq and is a predicted model, not a curated record. Gene Ontology annotation, cellular component: cohesin complex; synaptonemal complex. Lineage: Eukaryota; Metazoa; Chordata; Mammalia; Chiroptera; Vespertilionidae. The coding region runs from base 73 to 1920 and encodes 615 amino acids. Gene Ontology annotation, biological process: replication-born double-strand break repair via sister chromatid exchange; synaptonemal complex assembly; mitotic sister chromatid cohesion.